Molecule: messenger RNA, 1443 nt
Organism: Conger conger (European conger)
Lineage: Eukaryota; Metazoa; Chordata; Actinopteri; Anguilliformes; Congridae
Gene: ebpl
Product: EBP like
Exons: 4
Coding region: 80-718 (212 amino acids)
Biological process (GO): sterol metabolic process
Cellular component (GO): endoplasmic reticulum; membrane
Molecular function (GO): cholestenol delta-isomerase activity
Source: RefSeq, a predicted model, not a curated record
UCUGGGGCGAAAUUGCCACUUUGUCUGCACUGGGUUAAGUUAACGUUGCUGGGAAUUCUUUGCUUGCUAAAAAAGCAGAAUGUCUGCAGCGUCGGAGACACCGGCUGCUUUGUUUACAUCUACAACCGUAUAUUCUCUAAUCGCUUGCGCUGCACAGUUCACGGUGGGCUACUUACUCGCGCUGCUAUGGGGCAGAAAAUGUACAGGAACGGACAGAUGGGUGCUAGUCUGGCUGUUUUAUGAUUCCAUUGUCCACAUUACAUUGGAGGGUCCGUUUGUUUACAUGUCACUAUAUGGAACUGUGGCCACCUCAGACAACAUCUGUGCUGAACUGUGGAAGGAAUAUGGAAAGGCAGACGCACGCUGGCUACACUCGGACCCCACUAUAGUCUCCCUGGAGUUGCUCACUGUUGUCCUGGACAGCUGCCUGGCUCUAGUCCUUGUUUAUGCUAUUCUCAAGGAUAAAUACUACAGGCACUUUGUCCAGAUCACACUGUGUGUGUGCGAGCUGUACGGAGGCUGGAUGACAUUCUGCCCAGAGUGGCUGCUUGGGAGCCCCAGUCUCCACACCGCAAACUGGCUGUACCUCUGGGUGUACCUGGUCUUCUUCAACGGUGUGUGGGUCGUGGUACCUGGACUGCUGCUGUGGCAGUCCUGGCUGUCACUCAAGAGAAGUCACCAGGCUCAGCCAAGCAUGUGUGAGAAGAAGGCGCAGUAGACAGAGGGCUCAUUCCAAUUGCUCAUUUUAUCCAUUCCCUGUCUCCGCGGUCCUCAACUGACUCAGAAAUCGAUUAAGGUCCACCGUUAUCCGUUAACACUCUAUGGGAUAAAUGAGGCACUAAUACUAUAUAAUACUCCUUUGUAUAGUAAAUAUGAUCAUAUGAUCAAAUGUUUCGGUAUCCAGAAGAAGUAAUGGAGACAAUGGCAUGCUUUAAAACACAUGGUACAAGGGUGUCUUGGUAACACAAAUUGUGUUGAAAAAAAUAUGUUUUUUUUAAGAGAUGAAUAUUUGCUACAUUUACUACUGGCACUGCUAUCGGGCCGUUCCGUGUCAACUGAAAUUAAGUGCACCACAGCAUCUUUUCAAUUUCUUAAUUUCUUUUGUGUGGCGGUAGGCAAUGAUGAGUUGAGUUGAAAUUGAGUUUCAUACGCUGCUUCGUUUUUGUGCUAGAGACUGGCAAGAAAUUCGUUUCGCAAUGUUUCAAGUGGCCUACAAGCAAACUACCAAAUAAUUUGAUAUUCUGUAUCUUGGGAAUUCUUAGUGUGAAAGCAAAGCAAAUCUUGUCAAAAAACAUUGAUCUCUUUUUUUUUUCCCAAAUAUUAAAAGUGUUAUUUUCAAGGGGUCAUAUCUCAAAAACUGAACACAUUUUAAUGUUUUUGUUGGUCUUUUGAGAGACCAUACUCCAAUAAAAUUUUCUAAUAAAUCAGGUGAUUAACAACAAA